AUGUCGCACACUCGCCAUCACAGAAGGCAUCACACCUGGCCACACUGCGGCUCAGAGCUGUGUAUGCUAGAACCGCGCGGCCUCGACCUCCAUGUCUCCAAGCCAGGCACAGGACCCGCCAACUAUAUCCAGCGCUCAUUUCCCCAAGCCACCGCCGUGCCCUUCAUCACAGAGGACAUGCUGGGCGACGAUACAGAGAUGGCGGGCAUAGUCCGACCAUCAAAACGGAUGACUCGACUCUGGUUCCGAUCAUCCAAGGUGCGAAAUGAGGGCAUCCAGUUGUCGGCCUCGCCGGUCGACACCCGAAAAAAUAUCCAUCGCGGUGUUUUGCGCCGGCUGAUUCGGAGGCCGCCGUUGAACAAGACGCAGUCUUUGCUCGUGGUUCCUUCUAAUAUGGCAGCUGAUCCGAGUGUCAUGUCUGCGCUGAUCCGGCCUCAGGGGCUAGUACCGCUGAGUCCUGGAUCGGAUAGGGGGCGAUCGACGCUUACUAGUGUUGAUGCGGCGAAGUUCGUAGCUGAGAGACGGCAUCGGAGGUGUCAUUCUGAACAGCCGCGUGCCUGGAGGAGACCGAGUGCCACACUGUGGACGCUGCAGGAGUCUGGGGAAUGA
Molecule: messenger RNA, 609 nt
Organism: Penicillium nucicola
Lineage: Eukaryota; Fungi; Ascomycota; Eurotiomycetes; Eurotiales; Aspergillaceae
Exons: 1
Coding region: 1-609 (202 amino acids)
Source: RefSeq, a predicted model, not a curated record